Nematocida parisii ERTm1 is the source of this 1176-nucleotide messenger RNA. RefSeq lists its product as uncharacterized. Bases 1 to 1176 code for a protein of 391 amino acids. The transcript has a single exon. Lineage: Eukaryota; Fungi; Microsporidia. The record is from RefSeq and is a predicted model, not a curated record.
AUGUCUCUCUGUAAUGUAUGCAAUUUACCAACAAGGGAAAUAGACAAUGGAUAUGUCUGCCCGAAUGGCCAUGUAACCACCAAAUUAAAAGAAGUAGAUGAUGAAACCGACUGGAAGUCAAGUCUACCAGAGGGAAAGAGAAGGAAGUAUCCUCAGUUAAAGGAGAUCAUUCAUACGCUUAAUACAAUGGACCUCUGUGCUCUUAUAGGAGUGAAGUACUUACACUCUCUUCUAAAAGAGUAUGAAAUCCCAUACUCUGCAUUCUCCAGGUACAAAGAGCUCUACUACUCCUUCUCUAUUGCGAUAGAGUCCCUCCCAGAAAUAAAGUUAUGCAGUGGGUAUAGGAGGAUAGCAGAAGUAUUUGUAUUCUUAGUCAAAAGGGAUUUAGAGGAGAAGAAGGGUCAUCUCUACACACUCACUGACUUCACACGAAAAUUAGACACCUGCAGGUGCACACAGAAGUAUUUCUUAGCUGUACGGCGGCAUAUUCAAGUGAGGUAUCUAAGGACAGUCACAAAAUCCAAGCAGAUCACGUAUAAAAUAUCAUCACCAGACAUAGCAAACCUUCUUAGACUAACAUUCCCGAACAAGAAGGAGUAUACUCAUGGGAUUAUAGGCAGGCUAACUGAGCAGGCCCUUUAUAAAUUAUGUACACAACUGGGCAUAACAGUCACUCCCUGUUUAAAAGAGGGUUAUAUCGGGUUUAAGGACACAUUAGAUCUAUUACAAUUCCCUGCCCGGUAUAAGCACUUAUGCCUAAGUGAGGUUUAUAUCACAGGGUAUUUAUACUUAUACUUUCUAUCACGGUGUUCAUUAACCAUGAUCAAUGGGUACAUUUAUGUAGUAGAAGCACCGCGAGAUCUGUCCGGUGGCCGGGUUAUACAGGAGUUCUUCUCCAGGGAGCAUAAUAUAUCCAGUUUCAAGCAGUUUAAUAUGGUUAUGAAUGUGAUAGAGCAGUACAAUGGGAAUCAGGCCCCUUUACUCAAUCCGAUUGAGUAUCCACUGCCUGCUUAUGGGCGUGGCACCAUUAACAGCACCGUACAAGCGAGCACUUCCAACAGGAUUUUAAGUGAGUUACUUAAUGUGAGUGGGUGCUCAUCCAAGCAGGUAUACAAAUUAUUAUUUAAGUUAAUGUUAGUGUACCAAAAGUAUUCACACAGAAUAAUUAAUGACUAA